Lucilia cuprina (Australian sheep blowfly) is the source of this 889-nucleotide messenger RNA. RefSeq names its product 3-oxoacyl-[acyl-carrier-protein] reductase FabG. Gene Ontology annotation, molecular function: oxidoreductase activity. The record is from RefSeq and is a predicted model, not a curated record. The transcript has a single exon. Bases 122 to 889 code for a protein of 255 amino acids. Lineage: Eukaryota; Metazoa; Arthropoda; Insecta; Diptera; Calliphoridae.
ACUUAACAAUCAAAAUUAAUAACAUGUUAGUAGUAUUUAUUUUAUUCGAUUUAUAGAAUAUAACUACUGACUUAACUGGUUCUAGAAAUUACAAUUUAAUUAGUAAAAUUUAUUUGAUAAAAUGGAUUUCACCGGAAAAGUUGUAUUAAUUACUGGUGCUAGUUCAGGUAUUGGAGCUGCAACAGCUGAAACUUUUGCUAAAUAUGGUGCCAAUGUAGUUAUAGUGGGUCGUAAUGUCGAAAAUCUUAAAGCUACCGAAAUAAAAUGCAAAGAUGUCAACGCUAAAGUAAACUGUUUGCCCAUUGUUGCCGAUGUCACUACAGAAGCGGAAAAAAUUAUCAAUGAAACUGUUUCCAAAUUUCAGCGUUUAGACGUUUUAGUCAACAAUGCGGGUAUAUUAGCUUCUGGUGGUCUACUUGACAUUGAUGUGGAGCAAUUUGAUCGCAUAUUAAACACAAAUUUGCGCGCUGUAUUCAUAUUGACCAAAUUGGCUGGGCCUCUUUUGAUCAAAAGUCAAGGUAGCAUAAUAAACGUUUCAAGUGUAGCUGGUCUACGUUCAUUUGCAGGAGCUUUAAGUUAUGGCGUUUCCAAAGCAGCUCUUGAUCAAUUUACAAAAUGUGUUUCCCUAGAACUAGCUCCCAAAAAUGUGCGUGUUAAUUCAGUUAAUCCCGGUGUGGUUGUUACUGAUAUCCAUAAACGCGGUGGCAUGUCAGUGGAGGAAUAUGCUCAGUAUUUGGAGCGUUGCAAAGACACACAUGCCAUGGGUAGAGUGGGUAAUGUGUAUGAAGUUGCAGAAACUAUAGCAUUUUUAGGCAGCAGUAAAGCUAGCUUCAUCACUGGUGCUUGUGUGCCAAUCGAUGGUGGCAAACAUGCCAUGUGUCCCCGAUAA